Staurois parvus is the source of this 421-nucleotide messenger RNA. The record is from the annotation of a GenBank genome assembly. NCBI's taxonomy places the organism in Eukaryota, Metazoa, Chordata, Amphibia, Anura, Ranidae.
CACUGAUCCAUGGGUACAGCGCAGUGCAUCUGCAGGGGACAUGUACACUGAUCAUCAGGGCACUGAUGACCAGUGUGCCCUGAUGAUCAGUGUAGCCCCAUCAGUGCCACCUGUCAGUGUCCAUCGGUGCCUUGUGUCAGUGCUCAUCAGUGCCACAUCAGUGCCACAUAUCAGUGCCUACCAGUGCACAUCAAUGCCACAUAUCAGUGCCCAUCUGAGCUGCCUUUCAGUGUCACCCAUCAGUGUCAGUCAGUGCCAUCUAUCAAUGCCAAUCAGUGCCACCUAUCAGAUCCAGUCAGUGCCGCCUAUCAGUGCCAGUCAGUGCUGCCUAUCAGUGCGCAUCAGUGUCGCCUGUCAGUGCCGCCUAACAGUGCCAGUCAGUGCCACCUAACAGUGCCAGUCAGUGCCGCCUAUCAGUGCC